This is a messenger RNA of Pezoporus occidentalis (night parrot), 7967 nucleotides long. It is a transcript of the gene CLEC16A, whose product is annotated as C-type lectin domain containing 16A. Gene Ontology annotation, biological process: endosomal transport; regulation of autophagosome maturation; endosome to lysosome transport. Gene Ontology annotation, cellular component: endolysosome membrane; late endosome. The transcript has 25 exons. Lineage: Eukaryota; Metazoa; Chordata; Aves; Psittaciformes; Psittacidae. The record is from RefSeq and is a predicted model, not a curated record. Bases 149 to 3385 code for a protein of 1078 amino acids.
GUGGUGCUGGUGUCCGUCGGUGUUCUCUGCGGCUCAGGCUUCUUCUUGAUGUCGGUCUGCUUGGGCGCCGUUCGGUCCUUGCCCGGCCUUCUCCCCGGGGCCGUGAAGUACUAGAGCCCUGCGGGUGCAGUAGUCCUUCGCUGCCAGCAUGUUCGGCCGCUCCCGCAGCUGGGUGGGCGGCGGGCACGGGAAGGCCGCCCGCAGCAUCCACUCCUUGGAUCACCUCAAGUACAUGUAUCAUAUUUUGACUAAAAAUACAACAGUAACAGAUCACAACCGCAACCUGCUGGUAGAGACUAUUCGUUCUAUAACAGAGAUCCUUAUAUGGGGGGAUCAGAAUGACAGCUCAGUAUUUGACUUUUUCUUGGAGAAGAAUAUGUUUGUUUUCUUCUUGAACAUCUUGCGUCAGAAGUCUGGUCGUUACGUGUGUGUACAGCUUCUGCAGACUCUGAACAUCCUUUUUGAGAACAUCAGUCAUGAAACAUCACUGUACUACCUGCUCUCUAAUAACUAUGUAAAUUCUAUUAUUGUCCACAAAUUUGACUUUUCUGAUGAGGAGAUCAUGGCAUAUUACAUAUCAUUUUUGAAAACUCUUUCCCUGAAACUCAACAAUCAUACUGUACAUUUCUUUUAUAAUGAGCACACUAAUGACUUCGCUUUGUACACCGAAGCUAUUAAAUUUUUUAACCACCCAGAAAGCAUGGUCAGGAUUGCUGUUAGGACUAUAACUUUAAAUGUCUACAAAGUGGACAACCAACCUAUGCUGCAUUACAUUAGAGAUAAAACUGCUGUCCCUUAUUUCUCCAACCUUGUUUGGUUUAUUGGAAGCCAUGUGAUAGAAUUGGAUAACUGCGUGCAGACUGAUGAAGAGCACAGAAAUAGGGGCAAAUUGAGUGACCUGGUAGCAGAACAUCUUGAUCAUUUACAUUACCUUAAUGAUAUCCUUAUCAUUAACUGUGAAUUUUUAAAUGAUGUGCUGACAGACCACCUACUUAAUCGGCUCUUUCUUCCCUUAUAUGUGUAUUCACUAGUCAAUCAAGACAAGGGUGGAGAGCGUCCAAAAAUAAGCCUCCAAGUUUCUCUCUAUCUUCUUUCACAGGUUUUUCUAAUUAUACAUUAUGCCCCUUUGGUAAACUCAUUGGCUGAGGUUAUACUUAAUGGUGACCUCUCGGUGUUUUCUUCUAAAGUUGAGCAAGAGGCACAGAAAAACUCGGCAAAGUCAAGUAUCAGAUGUUUCAUAAAACCAACAGAAACACUUGAGAGGUCUCUUGAAAUUAACAAACAGAAGGGGAAGAAGAGAGUGCAGAAAAGACCCAACUAUAAAAAUGUUGGUGAAGAAGAUGAAGAGGAGAGAGGAUCUGAAGAUAACCAAGAUGACCUAGAUAAAACUAAAGGUGUAGAAGCGAGUUCAAAGAGCAUCCGAACAAGCAGUGAAAGUGAAGAAAUAGAGAUGGUAAUCAUGGAGAGGUGUAAACUGUCAGAAUUGCCUAUCUCUACUGUGACUGAACAGAAUACAACAGAUGAAGAAAAGAGUGCAGCCGCCUCUGGGAGUGAGAUAACAAACUGGAACAGGCCUUUUCUUGAUAUGGUUUAUAAUGCACUGGACUGUGCUGAAGAUGAUUACUAUGCCCUCUUUGUGCUCUGUCUUUUAUAUGCAAUGUCACACAACAAAGGAAUUGACCCAGUCAAGCUGGAGAGAAUUCAGCUUCCAGCUCAACAUGCUGAAGAGAGAAAUUCAUAUAACCAUGUACUUGCAGAAGGGCUCAUCAGGAUAAUGAAUUAUGCUGCACAACCAGAUGGAAAAAUCCGUUUGGCAACUUUAGAACUUGGCUGCCUGUUGCUGAAGCAGCUUGUGUUCUCUAGAAACAGCAGCAUCAUAAAAGAUGUUCACCUUGCUUGCCUUGAGGGUGCAAGGGAGGAAAGUAUUCAUCUCCUUCGUCGUUUCUAUAAGGGAGAAGAAAUUUUUCUGGAUAUGUUUGAAGAUGAAUAUCGGAGCAUGACUAUUAAACCCAUGAAUGUGGAGUACUUGAUGAUGGAUGCCUCAAUCUUACUGCCUCCAACGGGGACACCACUGACUGGUAUUGAUUUUGUGAAAAGAUUGCCUUGUGGAGAUGUAGAAAGAACACGAAGAGCAAUCAGAGUUUUCUUUAUGCUCCGUUCACUAUCACUGCACCUACGAGACGAGCCAGAAACUCAGUUACCACUCACAAGGGAGGGAGAUCUGAUAAAGGCGGAUGAUGUUCUUGACUUGAAUAACAGUGAUCUAAUUGCUUGUACAGUCAUAACAAAGGAUGGGGGUCAAGUUCAAAGGUUCCUGGCUGUGGAUAUAUACCAGAUGAGCUUGGUUGAGCCAGAUGUUGCCAGACUUGGAUGGGGUGUUGUUAAGUUUGCAGGCCUUUUGCAGGAUAUGCAAGUGACAGGAGUGGAGGAUGACAGUAGAGCUCUGAACAUCAUAAUUCAUAAGCCUGCCUCAAGUCCUCAUUCUAAGCCCUUCCCUAUCCUUCAGGCUACAUUUAUUUUUUCGGAUCACAUCCGCUGCAUUAUUGCAAAGCAGCGGCUUGCAAAAGGCCGUAUCCAAGCUCGCCGUAUGAAAAUGCAGAGGAUAGCAGUUCUGCUGGAUCUUCCUGUUCAGCCUUCAACUGAAAUUAUGGGUUUUGGACACAGCUCUUCUGCUACAGCCCAACACCUUCCAUUUAGAUUUUAUGAUCAGUCACGGCGUGGUAGCAGUGAUCCUACAGUGCAACGCUCUGUUUUUGCAUCUGUUGACAAAGUUCCAGGUUUUGCUGUAGCCCAGUGUAUAAAUCAGCACAAUCCAUCACCACUCUCAUCACCAUCACCUUCCAGUGGCAGUGGGAGUACAGGGCGCUGUGAUUCAUUGGCUGCAAGUUCAACGUCCACCCCUUCUGCUGCACAGAGCCCAUCAGGUCUGGCAGGAAAGGACGUCGGCGGGUGUUUAGUCUGUCGGAGGCUGACAGUCACGGUGGACACUGGGUUUAGGUCUUCAAGCAGCAGCUGCAACAGAAACUCACGCAAUAUCAAUUCAGAUGAUGCUUCAGCUCCAGAGCAGCCUCAGAUGACCAUUUCUGGUCAGACGAUGUUGACUGAUGAAACUCUUUCAGCUGUCUCAAAGUCUAGCAAGAAUGCUGUAAAGAACAGUGACAUAGAAACAGCAAACCUUUCUCCUAGCCUGAUUCCUGCACAGCAGCCCACAAUAUCAUUAAUAACAGAUGACAAUACGGAUGCACUUAGUGUAGAGUCACUCACACUGGUGCCACCAGUUGAUCCACAGAGCAUUCGAACAUUCAGCUGCAUUCCUCAGUCCUCUUUGCAAUCUGAAGCUGAAGUAUGCAAGGUAAAAGAGGUGGAGGAAGAAUGUUCUGACUAAAGCCAACCUGCAGACUGUGAUAAACAGUGAGCAAAUGCAACCAAAUUCUUUGUUGUUUUUCCUUUGGGAGUGCAGGUACUUCUUGAAGCCUCAGAGGCAGUCUGGUCCACCAGAAGAGGCCCAUCAUGAAAGAGAAUGUGGGCAACUUUUAGAGUAAACAUCAGAUACUCAGCAUAUUUAAACAGGAGACAAAAAAGCCCAACUUUUAAAUCUGGACUAGUUAUUUCCUACUCAUUUGUGUUAUACAAGAACAUGAAAGUAUUUCAGAGCACUUACUUUCUUUCUAGUGUAGAGUUCCAGCUGCAGGAACUAAGUUAAUUGUAAAAAGUCUACAGUAUUAUAGCAAAAUUAAGACAUUUUUGGAUAACUGGCUUCGGGAUAUUGUAUCAUUACUUCUCUGAAACUGGAGAUAUACCACUGACCAGAAAAAAAUUAUAUAUUGUAGUACAGACAUAACAUUUCCAUUUGAGACAUGGUGUGUUUUUCAGCUUGGGCUGUUUUGUUGUUUGUAUCUCAAAAUCCUGAUCAUUCAUUUUGUGGAGGCCUGCACGAUACCAGCAGGAUUGGCCACUUUCAGUAUUGUCUUUGUUAGGAUGUUAGGACUCCAGUCUUUAUACUAGUUUUCCAUGUAUAAUAUUUAUUUCCAGCUUUGAUCCAAAGCAAGAUAUAUAUAAAAUGAUUUUUUUUUUAAGGUAAAAGCCUAAAAUUUAAUGACAAAUGCUUAUACAAAUUAACAGAAGGGAGUUUUGAGACUACUUCAGUCUUUGGUUAAUCAACUACAGAGAAAUGUGAAAUAUCUUAUGAGAUUGCUAUAACUUGUUUCUUUGCUUCUGACAGUCAAAUUGCUACACUUCUGAGGAGUCAUGAUAUCCUUUCUAUUAAAGGACAACUUCUAGAUAGAAGCAGUUUAAAGAGGUUUUUUAAAUUUUUCGUUUUCAUGUAGGAAGGAGGUCAUCACAUCAAACUGAUAAUUCCUUUCCAGGUCUGAAACUUGAAAGGUAUUGUGUAGUUCUUUUCCUGUCUGGGAUAGUAUCGUAGUUAAACAACAUUGCUACAUAAAAAUAACUCUGAGUUUAUGCUUGCCUUACUUUGCUGCCUAGAUCCUGCUACCAAGUUAACAGUAGUGAAAAAGUGUUGAUUAAUGUUUUGGACUAUUUGGAAUGUUCUUUGCUGAUUUGAUACAUAAUUUAACAUUAAUGGAAUUUGAGAUUUCUCAUCAAUUUCCAUGUGUGUUAAUUAAAAUUAGUAAAAUGGGCAGACUUUCACUAUUACUCUGCUCCUAACAUUGAGUGCUUUCUAGCUGCCAAAGAUUGAAGGCUACUGUUUACUUGGUAUUAUGAUUUCAGUCAUCAGUGCAAUCUGUUUCCUCAUUCUGUCUCUACUAACAUUGAUUUCAUAUCAAGUAGGUGAAUCUGGAAAGUUUUAACCUACUUCACAGUCUCUUACUUUACCACUUCCUGGGCUGUCACAUGGAAUACUUGAUGGGAUUCUAAAAGUUAUAUUUAUGUAUGAGAUUGGCUGACUAAUCCACAAGUGUAACUUUUGUCACUUCUUCAGUCUCUUCCUUCACUUAAUCCUUGUAAAACGUGUAUACAAGGUGUCUUCUGUUGAACACCAGCAGGAUUUUUUUCUUCACUUACUAAUUUUUGCAUGCAAUUCUGCUGAUUUCUAGUUUUCUGUGACUUCUACUUUGUCUCAAAUUGGUUUAACCAAUAUUCCAGCCAUUCCAGAGUGACCCAAAUUCUAAAUGAAUUCUGAGAAUUGGGUGUCCUCAGCACUGCUAUGGAUAUGGGAUGAGAAUUUGGAAAUGCUGGAGUAAGAGCCUACUUUUAUUUUUCAUCAUAUGCUUAGACACAGUUGGAAUUUUCCUUGAGGUCGCUUGGUAAGGAAAAUUUGGGAAUAUCUUCCAGAAUUAAUUUAUCCUUAUCCAGUAUUGUUGCUAAAGAACAAGUGUGUGACAUUUAAAAACUCUUCUUCCAUAUCCAGAAUUUAAGACUCAAAGCUAGAUCACUAUUCAGAGUUUAAGUGAAUGUCCAGCAAUUCAUAUGACCCUUUUGUCUAACAGAGAUAGAAUAUAGGGGGAAAUAAUGGGGCUUUUUUGUAGGUUUGAAGUAUUUUUGUGUGUAGAAUUUGAAACUGGUGGUUAAAAUAGUUUGUUUGUAGCAAAACCAGCAACUUUAAGACUGAAAUUACUGGUGAGGUUUUUUUCCUUAUUAAGCAGUAACUAUAAUUUCCACACUUCCUGCACGUGGCCUGGGAUGAUUACUUUAAACAAUCUAAGAAUUCAGUAUUUUUCCUGCAGUUGAGUGUCAUUUUGCUAGUAGUAAAUUAAACUUCAAGCAGUAUGCUUGAAGACAUAGGUAAGCUAUCAGACAAGCAAGGCAAACUGUAUGUAUAAGUACAAAGCCACUUUGUGAAAGUAAACACUUUAAUACCAUGGGCUGCCAGUGCUCUGGUGUAAUCAGUCACUCCUUUUGCUGCAUGCAGUAUAGGUAAUGACUACAGAAUAGCCUAAUGCAUAGUUUCAGUGACCUGCACGUAGUACUCUUAAAAAAACCCCAAAACACAAGGCUAAACAUUCUGAUGUUGUCUUCACUAACCAGCUAAAGUUAAAAGGGGAGUUGCUUUUAAAAGAGCAUUGACAAGCAGCUGCUAUAUAGGAAACUGUUAGUCAAUUGAGUCAAAGGAACAACACGCAGGGCCAUUAGUAUCAGUGAAAUCUAGACAUUGUGCCUCAAAGAUAAUGAGUCUCCUUGAUGAGUCUUCUUAUUUUUAGGCAACCUAAUGUUAGGCAUCUAAAUGUAAGUUGAAGAUCUUCUUUCGGUCUGUUACUCUUCUUGAAACAAGUUUUUGGUAUGUCACUGUUUAACCAUCACUGGCUUACCGUAGGCUGUCACUAACCUGGGCAUUGCUCUUCUGUUUCCUAGAAGUCUUUGGAGCGUUUCUCCUGUGCUUGCCUGCUCUAUUGCUCUGACCUUUCCCAACAUUUGCAGCAUGCAUUAGAAAGAAAUACAAUAAUUCUUACUGUCUCCGAAUAAUAACUCUUUCUUACUGUCUCCUGUUGGCUUCUGAAAAGCAGAUAGUGAUCCAAGCAGGGCUUGUGGGGGUGGAAUGUUUUUAGGGAUGGGUGGGGGGAAAGUGCUUGAGUUUUUUCCUGCUGCUCAGGACUUUCUGAGCAGCAAUGAAGACAUGGGAGAUGCAGUUCUGGACUGUUAAACAGAAGGUUCUUUCAUAUGGAAAUGUAUUUUUAUAUUACAUUUGUACAGAAUUUUCCCUAUUUUGAUCUCCCAAAUUUUUAGACUUGUGCAUUGCUCAGAUUUGAUUUCUUUUGCGAAUUGUUAUAAAAUAUGUAUUUUGUUUGUUAAUGUAUUAUUACUGUAAAACUGCGUUUUGCUUGUGUAAUAAAUGUGCAGUAUCUGGUUUAUUGUUUUGCUAACUUGAAUUCAUUCUUAAUAUGAAAAGGCAAAACUUGAGUCAUUGUUAGCAUAAAUGUGUGGAGUGCAUUUACUAAAAAGGGCUUAAGAAGCAGGUAAUGACUAAGUAUACUUGUUGAUAACAGAAGUUAGAGUUCAAUAAGGUGCAGACUAGUAUAUAGCAUUCCCAGGAUUCUAUUAGAUUGCAGUCUUAAGAUACGUGAGGGCUGUUUUUUUCAUCUUGUUCCCCAUUACUUUCUGGUUAUGGGUACUCAUACUAAAGUGAGUUUAAGACACAAUAAGUACUGUCUUAUAACCAAAGUAUGUAUGAGCAGAUGAGAAGGUCUGAGAUUUUGUGUUCGGGUGUGUUUAAGAACUAAGUGUGGCAGAAAUAUGUACAAUGAACAUGAAGAUCAUUUUGAAAAGGAUUGAGAAUAGAUUCACGGGUGCCAGGUUUAGAGAGUCUUAGAAUUUCUCAGAGCUUUGUUUUGCCCAGUGAUAGCACUGAAUAAUACCUUGUUACAGCUCUAGGGGACCUGCUAGAAGCAUUUUAGGGGAUAACUUGAAGCAUCUCCACUUGUGAAUAGGUGUAUGGAUAAUUUUGUUCAAACUUUUUACUUCAUUUUGAGCUGGUUUGUAAGUUUGAUUGUUUCAAGUGCAAAGAGGAGGAAAUGUAUUUUUCUAGAAGAAUGAAUGCACCUGGGACUUAAACACUACAUAAAGCAUUUGAUGAGCAUGAAGGACUGUCUUCCUAUGGGAUGUAUUUUAGUGAAGUUGUGUCCAAAAUGUACUUCAUUUGAAAAAAAAAAGAAAAAGUCCUGAACAGGCACUUACAUUGACAUUGAAAAAAGCCCAAACACAGGGUGAAUGGAAAUCUGAAAUGUCUUUCUACAGGCAAUAAGUAUUAAUUAUUUAAUGUAAGUUAUGUUAGACAUUUAGAGCAAAUGUGACAAUAUCUUAUGUUAAUUUAAAGAAAAAUGUAAAUAAAUGUCUGAGAAGGGAGCAAAAUUAGAAAAUACUGGUGUAUGUUUCUGACAGAUUUCUAUAGCUGAGUCUGUAUUUGCUGGCAUUAAUCAUGUGUUGUGGCUAUUGAAAACCUGGGCAAGAAUGAAAAAUAGACCUUUCUUUGUAAACGGAACUUGGCAAUAAAAAUGGUGUUACUAAGAAAA